Messenger RNA from Gloeophyllum trabeum ATCC 11539, 2004 nucleotides. RefSeq lists its product as uncharacterized. The record is from RefSeq and is a predicted model, not a curated record. Bases 1 to 2004 code for a protein of 667 amino acids. The transcript has 4 exons. Lineage: Eukaryota; Fungi; Basidiomycota; Agaricomycetes; Gloeophyllales; Gloeophyllaceae.
AUGUCUUCGAAUAAUACGAACGGAUACUUCGGUCCUGUAUACACGAGUCCGUCUAAGCUGCCCCAUCCCCCUAUUGCGGCCUUCAAGCGCAGGAGAAUAGAGGGUGCGAGCGUCGCUGCCGACGCCGUCACCGGGGCUGCUGUCUGGGCUGGAUAUAUCCACGACCAGAACCGACCGCCGACGCCGCAUUGGCAGAGUGCCAAUUCUUUAUAUCCUCAGGUGCCAAACAUGCAGCGACACCUUCCGCGAGCUGUUGAACAUUCGCCAUCGCCGUAUCAAUUAGGCCUCUUCCCGACGCCCAUGUACGAACCGAACUAUGAGAGUUCUAGCGCAGAAGGUCUCAUGCCACAGUUCUAUGGAUCGGCCAACCUGGCGGGCGAGCGUCAACAGCGGAUACAUCCUGUGGCUGGGAGCCAAGCUUUAUCUGCACGUCCCACUCGACCUCUGCCGAAUUCCACAGUCAAGGAGAACUCCAUGGCGCCUCAUUCUUUAGGCGCUGGCAACCAUAUGCUCUGGCCCACUUCGUCAGCACUUGCGGCCACCGCGUCUAAGAUCUCUGGCAAGCGUAAGACUGUCAACUACACGUCUCACUUCUCGGACCUCGAGUUGAUGAAUGGAGUCCGACGCCCCACCCAUUAUUCCUAUGGCCGCUAUCCUGCCUUGGCGGUCCAAGUGGACAGCUAUACCUCGAUGGCGGGGCUGCCCAACCUCCCGGCGGCAGCGCCCCCAGCUUCAACUCAUGACUUAUCGUCUGAGCGGCCAAGUCCUGCAACGGAAGAUGGAGGGUUUGUCCAGCAGACGAUUGCCACUAAUCCUCAACCCCUUUCGCCACCUGAGGGACUCCCUAUUGGUGCAUGGAUUCCCGUUUCCGAGGAUUCCUCUUACUUGCCGUCGGGUUCUGGGGCCCCGACAACGGCCGAUGCUAGAGGUCGAUCGCCCGAAGACUACACAACCCCGUCAGGCACUUCCAGUGCGCACGACGAGAGGCUUGCUGAACGUGGGCAUCUGGAGAGAGAAGACGAGUCCCCCGCGACUCUAGUUGUACCUGAUGCUCGGAGUAUCUCCAAGGCCUCAGGCAAACGCAAAGCUUCCGAGCACGAACAGGAGCUUUCCCAGACCGUGGACGAUCCGCUCCAGUUCUUAGACGAGACCCAAGAUUACGAUUUCGAAGGCCUGGCGGCAGUCUACUGGGCUGGAAUAUUUCCUGAUUACGCUGAUCUGACAUGGUCAAACGAAAGCGGAUUCAAUGGAGUGCCUGCCCUGCACACACCUCCUGCACCUCCGCCCGAGCUGGUAGCCUCAGAGCAUGCUUCUAUCACGGUGCAGGCUCCCUCUCUGGAUGAAUCCGCACCCUUUCCGCCAUCGUCUGUUGUCAACGAGGCUGAAGACUCGCAACCUCCUGUGACUCAUGUUGGAAACCGUGCACUCGAAGGGCUCCCCUCUUCCUCCCUGGCUUCCACCCGCCUUGAUGGUGCAGACUUGGGCAGUGCGUCAUCUAGGUCCGCGCCCACUGGCAGCUCCUCGGAAGGCUCAUCGGCGGCUGCACCAGAGGGAGAAACCCAGUCAAACCAGUCCUCCAGUGCCACAGCAGAUGCUUUGUAUGAAUGCGGUUUGGACGGAUGUACCAAGAUGCUGGAUGGGAAGGCGCUGACGCUGAAGCGACAUCUCUCCGUUCAUUAUUCCAGAGUCAAUUCCGAGGGGGAGAAAGAAACACCGUCACAGAAGGAGCGCGUGCUGUGCAAGUAUCCCAGAUGCACCCGUGAUGAACCGUUACAGUUUGGCAAUCUGGUUAAGCAUGUCCGACAUACCCACUGGAAGGUCGGUCAGACGACAUGUGACAAAUGCUGGGGCACAUACGAGCGUCGGAGCGCGUAUGAACCUGAGCGUCAUUGGAGGGUAUGUCCAGCCAAUCCUGCAAACACAAAGGAUGAGGCACCUCCUGUGUCUCGCCCCUCCACGAAGAGCAAGAGAGCGAAGAGACAUGUAGCUUGUCAGGUACAAUAG